AUGUUGGACAUGGGAGAUAGGAAGGAAGUGAAAAUGCUGCCGAAAUCCUCCUUUAGCAUAAACAGCCUGGUGCCCGAAGCCGUCCAGAGCGACAACAACCACAGCAGCCACAGCCACCACAACAGCCACCACCCCCACCACCAUCACCACCACCACCACCACCACCACCACCCGCCGCCGCAGCAGCCCCAGCGAGCCGCCGCGGCCGAGGAGGAGGACGAGGAGAAGGGCCAGCUCCUCCUGCCGCCCCCCGCCGCCGCCGCCGCCGCCUCCGGCGCCCUGGAGGUGGCCAAGGCGGACAUGCUGGCGGGCAAAGGCGACGCGGGCGCGGCGGCGGCGGAGCUGGAGGAGAAGGAGAAGGCGGCGGAGGAGAAGAAGGGGGCGGCGGAGGGGGCCAAGGACGGGGAGAGCGGGAAGGAGGGGGAGAAGAAGAACGGCAAGUACGAGAAGCCGCCGUUCAGCUACAACGCGCUCAUCAUGAUGGCCAUCCGGCAGAGCCCCGAGAAGCGCCUCACGCUCAACGGCAUCUACGAGUUCAUCAUGAAGAACUUCCCCUACUACCGGGAGAACAAGCAGGGCUGGCAGAACUCCAUCCGCCACAACCUCUCCCUCAAUAAGUGCUUCGUCAAGGUGCCCCGCCACUACGACGACCCGGGCAAAGGGAACUACUGGAUGCUGGACCCCUCCAGCGACGACGUCUUCAUCGGGGGCACCACCGGCAAGCUCCGCCGGCGCUCCACCACCUCGCGGGCCAAGCUGGCCUUCAAGCGGGGCGCCCGGCUCACCUCCACCGGACUGACAUUUAUGGAUAGGGCAGGAUCCUUGUACUGGCCUAUGUCCCCCUUCCUCUCCCUGCACCACCCCCGGGCCAGCAGCACUUUGAGUUACAAUGGGACCACGUCCGCCUACCCCAGCCACCCCAUGCCCUACAGCUCAGUGUUGACUCAAAACUCCUUGGGAAACAACCACUCCUUUUCCACGUCUAAUGGGUUAAGUGUUGAUAGACUAGUCAAUGGAGAGAUACCUUACGCCACUCAUCACCUCACAGCAGCAGCUCUGGCCGCCUCAGUGCCGUGUGGCUUGUCAGUUCCCUGCUCCGGCACCUAUUCCCUAAACCCCUGCUCUGUAAACCUCCUAGCAGGACAGACGAGUUACUUUUUCCCCCAUGUUCCUCACCCUUCAAUGACUUCUCAAAGCAGCACUUCAAUGACGGCCAGGGCAGCCUCCUCCUCCACGUCGCCACAGGCGCCCUCCACUCUCCCCUGUGAGUCCUUAAGACCUUCUUUGCCAAGUUUUACAACGGGACUUUCCGGAGGACUUUCUGAUUAUUUCACACAUCAAAAUCAGGGGUCUUCUUCAAACCCUUUAAUACAUUAA
This is a messenger RNA of Gymnogyps californianus (California condor), 1377 nucleotides long. It is a transcript of the gene FOXG1, whose product is annotated as forkhead box G1. Gene Ontology annotation, cellular component: nucleus. Lineage: Eukaryota; Metazoa; Chordata; Aves; Accipitriformes; Cathartidae. The record is from RefSeq and is a predicted model, not a curated record. The transcript has a single exon. Gene Ontology annotation, molecular function: DNA-binding transcription factor activity; sequence-specific double-stranded DNA binding. Gene Ontology annotation, biological process: regulation of transcription by RNA polymerase II. Bases 1 to 1377 code for a protein of 458 amino acids.